UGAGGCCGCCUCUAUCGCCAGUGCACUCAGGGCCCCUUGCCAUUAGGUGGAGCGGGCCAAAAUGCACCGCAGAGCAUGCCACACACGUCCUUGCUGCGUACCGGGCGUCACUGGCUACAGUACGGGCCGAGUAGAUUGUAUGGGAGCCGUACACGCAUACGCUAGGCUCCCUACCUGCGUAUUGCACUGCUGGGCAGCAUAUUUAGAGGGCCGAGGUGCCGUUGAUAUUCUUUUGGAUAGUGGAGUGGCAUCAUCCUGAGCGAGUCCUCCGUCAGUUUGGGAUGAAGCAACCAGUUCCAAGUGUCGUGGAUACGUCGACUACCCUUCACAAGAUAUCCCUUCAGGGUAAAUGGGAGAAGAACUGGGAGGUAGAACAUGAUCCCUUUAUUCGGCAAUGGGCCAACCGAGUGAAUGUAGUUCGCGGGUCCGAUCUCCUAGACGAUGAUGAUACGUAUCUCGUUGAGUACAUGAUGUGGUACAAUCGCCACACAAGGCGGUACAUAACACCAGAGUCUACGUAUUGGGAACUCAUGGUUCGGACGAUGAUUAGGUCUAUACAGAGGUGCGAUGAAGGUUCUGACAUGCACACUGACCUUACAUUUACACUAGAGCUUAUGGAGGAGCUAGGCCGACUUAAAUUGGCGAAUGCGCUUGCAGAAGCAGUUGACAUUGAUACACAGGCCCCAGUUCGUGGCGGGCAACGUGGUGGGUCUCGUGGGGGUGGACAUCGUGGAGGUGGUCAAGCUGGUCGCAGCCGUACGACCGAGUCGGCUCCCAUCUACGAGGAAGGGAAUGAGGAGGGUGUAGAAGAGGCAUGGCUUGGCACUGAUUGGGUACUGUCUGAUGACGACGGCAGGACACCGCGAUGCACGCCUGGCGAUGGUGCUGGGCCAUCCCAUAGCGUCGAUCAUCAGGGCACUGUUCCAGCCCACACUACAUCCCAUGGUGCUAGCACGGACUUUGAGGGCCCUCCUCGUAUGUCGCCCCCAGUUUUCAGUGGAUCUGCCCAUGAUGGUGGAUGCAUAUUUGUCCCCACACCAGGCAUGCCCACCCCACCUCUAGUGCAUGUGGACCCCACCAUGUCAGCUCCAUCUCAAACCGCCCACGGAGAGGCUGUACAGAUUGAGCAGAUACCGGCUGAGGACAUUGAGCCGGUGGAGGCUUUGCGGAGAUCGUGACGCCCGCGUGCGCAUGCUCCCGAUUGCGGGACCGGUGAUGGUAAGAUUAGACCUGUCAGGGCAUAUGGGCGGAAACGAAAAGAUCAUUAAAUGCCUUAGUACCUAACUGCAAUGGUGGACACGAAAAGGCCAUUGAGCUGGAUUGUCCUUGUGUGCUUAUUCUUCAUGUGUAUAGGUGACUGGAAUAAGCAUGCAAAAUGUUCUACUAAUUGGGGAGAAUCUUGGUGGCUGUGCAUCUAUUUCUGGAUCAUUGCUUGGGGAGAAUACUGGCUGUCAAUGUGUUUGUUGUCAAGAAAUUGAUAUUUUGGAGAAAACCCAUAAGGUGUAUUGUAUUUAUUGAUGUAUUAGGAAGUUUUUCUGCACUUGGAGUUUUGAUUGCAAUUUGACAAAUGUCUGGAUUGGUAUUCAUUUGAAGCCAAACUUUCUUGUGUUUUUGUAUGUUGUUAGCUACAGUAAAGUGGGUUGUAAGAGAGUAAUUUGUUUUUUUA
Molecule: messenger RNA, 1666 nt
Organism: Quercus robur (English oak)
Lineage: Eukaryota; Viridiplantae; Streptophyta; Magnoliopsida; Fagales; Fagaceae
Exons: 6
Coding region: 282-1178 (298 amino acids)
Source: RefSeq, a predicted model, not a curated record